AUGCCGGCGCCAGGAGCCCCUUCGUGGAUGCCGUGUGGCGCGGUCGGCAGAGCGGCCUCGGCCAAGGCCGGCCUGCUGCUCUGGAUGGGGCUUAUUGGGGUCUGCCUGGCCGCCAGUCAGGCUCAGCAGCACCCCGUGGUCACCACCAAUUAUGGGAAAUUGCGGGGCGUGAAGGUGACGUUACCCAACGAGAUUCUGGGGCCAGUGGAACAGUACUUGGGGAUCCCGUACGCGUUGGCGCCCACCGGGGAGAGGCGUUUCCAGCCGCCUGAACCGCCCAUGUCCUGGCCGGGCAUCCGGAACGCUACUCAGUUCGCCCCGGUUUGUCCUCAGUUCUUAGAGGACCGGUUUUUACUCAAUGAUAUGCUCCCUGUUUGGUUCACAGCCAACUUGGAUACAGUGGUAACUUAUGUGCAGGAGCAGAACGAGGACUGCCUUUACCUAAACAUCUACGUCCCCACAGAGGAUGGGGCCAACUCAAACAGGCAAGGCGCAGAUUUCCACAGUAAUGAUGGUGACAACAUCCAUGAUGAAAACGGGUUAAAACCGGUCAUGGUGUACAUCCAUGGAGGGUCCUACAUGGAGGGGACCGGGAACAUGAUUGACGGCAGCAUCCUUGCAAGCUAUGGAAAUGUCAUCGUGAUCACAAUCAACUACCGGCUUGGAGUUCUAGGGUUUCUAAGCACAGGAGACCAGGCGGCCAAGGGGAACUAUGGACUGCUGGAUCAAAUUCAGGCUCUCCGAUGGAUCAAAGAGAAUAUUCAGGCCUUCAAAGGCGACCCGAAGAGAGUGACCAUUUUUGGCUCUGGCGCCGGGGCGUCAUGCGUGAGCCUGCUAACCCUCUCGCACUACUCAGAAGAUCUGUUCCAGAAAGCCAUCAUCCAGAGUGGUACAGCGCUCUCCAGCUGGGCAGUCAACUACCAGCCGGCCAAGUACACGCGUGCGCUGGCGGAGAAGGUGGGCUGCAACAUGCUGGACACCAUCGACUUGGUGGAGUGCCUGCAGAACAAGAACUACAAGGAGCUGAUCGAGCAGUACAUCACCCCCGCCAAGUACCACAUAGCUUUCGGACCCGUCAUCGACGGCGACGUCAUCCCCGACGACCCCCAGAUCCUCAUGGAGCAAGGGGAGUUUCUCAACUACGACAUCAUGCUUGGGGUCAAUCAGGGCGAAGGCUUCAAGUUCGUGGACGGCAUCGUGGACAGCGAGGACGGCGUGUCGGCCAACGACUUCGACUUCGCCGUGUCGGAUUUUGUGGACCACCUGUACGGCUACCCGGAGGGCAAGGACACACUGCGUGAGACCAUCAAGUUCAUGUACACGGACUGGGCAGACAAGGAGAACCCAGAGACUCGGCGCAAGACCCUGGUGGCUCUGUUCACUGACCACCAGUGGGUGGCGCCAGCGGUGGCCACAGCCGACCUCCAUGCCCAGUACGGGUCGCCCACCUACUUCUAUGCUUUCUACCACCACUGCCAGAGCGACAUGAAGCCCAGUUGGGCCGACUCGGCACACGGGGACGAGGUGCCGUAUGUGUUUGGCAUCCCCAUGAUCGGCCCCACAGACCUCUUCAACUGCAACUUCUCCAAGAAUGACGUCAUGCUGAGUGCCGUCGUGAUGACCUACUGGACUAACUUCGCAAAAACAGGAGACCCAAACCAGCCAGUCCCGCAGGAUACGAAGUUCAUCCAUACAAAGCCCAAUCGUUUUGAGGAGGUGGCGUGGACCAAGUACAACCCCAAAGACCAGCUGUAUCUGCACAUUGGUCUGAAGCCGCGGGUCCGAGACCACUACCGCGCCACCAAGGUCGCCUUCUGGCUGGAGCUUGUCCCGCACCUGCACAACAUCAAUGAGCUCUUCCAGUACGUGUCCACCACCACCAAGAUACCGCCACAGGACACCACCCCCUAUCCCUACACCAAACGCUUCCCCGGGAAGAACAACUGGCCCUCCACCACCCGCCACCCUGGCGUCCCCCCGGCCAACCCCAAGCAGACCACCGACCAGCGCAAGAGCGGCGACCUGACCGACGAGUCGGCAGUGGUGAUUGAGACCAAGCGGGACUACUCCACCGAGCUCAGUGUCACCAUCGCCGUGGGCGCCUCCCUGCUCUUCUUGAACAUCCUGGCUUUCGCCGCCCUCUAUUACAAGAAGGACAAGCGGAGGCACGAGUCCAACCGGCGCGUGCCCACGCCGCAGCGCAACUCGGCACCUGCCAACACGCCCUCCGCCGCAAACGACGUGGCCCACCUGCAGAGCGAGGAGCUGAUGUCACUGCAGAUGAAGCAGCAGCAGCUGGAGCACGAGCACCACCACGAGUGCGAGUCGCUGCAGGCGCACGACACGCUGCGCCUCACCUGCCCACCCGACUACACUCUCACCCUGCGCCGGUCGCCCGAUGACAUCCCCCUGAUGACGCCAAGCACCAUCACUAUGAUCCCCAACUCCCUGGCUGGCAUGCAGCCUCUGCACAACUUCAAUACCUUUGGCGGGAGCCAGAACAGUACCAAUCUGCCCCAUGGCCACUCCACCACCAGGGUAUAG
Lampris incognitus (smalleye Pacific opah) is the source of this 2544-nucleotide messenger RNA. RefSeq names its product neuroligin 4 X-linked a (gene nlgn4xa). The coding region runs from base 1 to 2544 and encodes 847 amino acids. The record is from RefSeq and is a predicted model, not a curated record. NCBI's taxonomy places the organism in Eukaryota, Metazoa, Chordata, Actinopteri, Lampriformes, Lampridae. Gene Ontology annotation, molecular function: signaling receptor activity; neurexin family protein binding. Gene Ontology annotation, cellular component: synapse; postsynaptic specialization membrane; cell surface. The transcript is spliced from 7 exons. Gene Ontology annotation, biological process: presynaptic membrane assembly; chemical synaptic transmission; neuron cell-cell adhesion.